AUGAUUGCUUUGCGACGUGACGCAACGGAAGUUGUUCAUGAAGAUUUCAUGGAUGCAAUCUUGGAAGUACAGGCAAAAAAGAAAGCCAGUCUUAAUUAUUACGCGUGA
Cooperia oncophora is the source of this 108-nucleotide messenger RNA. The record is from the annotation of a GenBank genome assembly. NCBI's taxonomy places the organism in Eukaryota, Metazoa, Nematoda, Chromadorea, Rhabditida, Trichostrongylidae.